Molecule: messenger RNA, 904 nt
Organism: Musca domestica (house fly)
Lineage: Eukaryota; Metazoa; Arthropoda; Insecta; Diptera; Muscidae
Product: ryncolin-4-like
Exons: 3
Coding region: 81-842 (253 amino acids)
Source: RefSeq, a predicted model, not a curated record
UCCCGGUAAUUACGUGCUGAAAUUCUCUGGGCAAAAUGUUAUUUUGAAAAAAAUGUCAUUUAAUCGCUUGCCGGACGUCAAUGAAAAUGAAGCUCUUUGUCUGCAGCAUUCUUAUCUGCUUCGCAGCAAUAGGGAGUACGAAAGUGGAUCAAUAUGGGAUAUCCCCCGACGAUGAUGACAUGAUUCUUGUGUGGAAAACCCUUUUCACCAGACUCGACAAUCUGGCGAGGGACAACGCCAAGUUGAGAGCCACUCUGGAAAAUCUAGAGAAUCGCAUUGCAUCACUGGAGGAUUGUAAAGCCUCCCAGCACAAGUGGAUAACCAUACUGAGACGCCAGGAUGGCUCGGUGGACUUUUAUCGUACAUGGUCGGAUUACAAACAGGGCUUUGGCAAUUCGACGGAGGGUGAGUUUUUCAUUGGCCUCGAUAGGCUCUAUGCCAUGACAACGAACAGCAGCCAGGAGCUGAUGAUCGUUUUAAAGGAUUGGGACAAUGAAAUGCGUUAUGCCUUCUAUGAUUAUUUCAAAAUCGGCAACGAAAAGGAAUAUUACGCCCUCAAACUGCUGGGACCGUAUAGCGGCGAUGCAGGCGAUGCAGGCGAUGCCCUACGCAUUCAUCAGGGUAGAAAUUUCUCCACCCACGAUCAGUGGAACGAUGUGGGUAAUAAUUGUGCCUCCCGAUGGAAGGGCGCCUGGUGGUAUGCCGAGUGCUAUGAGAGCCACCUAACUGGUCUUUAUAGGCCCUCGGAUAAUUACAAACAGCCGGGAGUGGGUUGGCUGAAAUGGAAAACGGAAUACUCCUUGAAAUAUGCUGAAAUGAAAAUACGUUUGAAAAGUAUCUGAACGGGGGAAAAUGUGAAAAAAAUAUUUUUAAAAAAUCCAAGCCUAUUAAUUUUCGAAAAUAA